GUUGAAUUGCAAAGAGUCAAGAUGAGACUUUGUGUGUUGUUUGUCGUUCUUAUCACUACGGUGACUGCACGUUAUAUGACAAAUGAAGUUAAAUAUGCGGAUUCGGAUUUUAUGGUGAAACAAAAAGCAAUUUUUGAAAUUUUCGCAAACAUUUGGCAGCCAGAAAUUCACAAUUCGUAUUAUGAUGAAGCAAAGAAUUUCAAUUAUUUGACGAUCAAAGACAAAAUUACAAAUGAACAUGCCUUUGAAUGCUUUAGCAACUGUUAUGAAAAAGGUUUCAUUGGAAUGGAAGAUAUUUUCUCACCACUACAAAAAGAACAUAAUCAUCAAAUGCUUGCCGUCUUCAAAAUGUUGUACUAUGCAAAAGAUUGGGACGCAUUCUACAAUUUUAUGGUUUGGGCUCGCUUUAACAUAAAUCCCGGAAUGUUUAUUCAAGCUGUCACCAUGGCUGUACUUCAUCGUGAUGAUUUUGCUGGUUAUAUUUUACCAGCAAUUUACGAAAUAAGUCCAUAUUAUUUUUUCAACAGUUAUGUUAUUACAAAAGCACGCCGUAUCGAAAUGAUGGGAUACGAGAGCAUGGAGAAAGUCGGUAACGUUCAUACAUACACAAUUCCAAUGAAUUAUACGAAUUAUUAUAUUAAAACAAAUCCUGAAUCAAAAUUGGCCUAUUUUAUGGAAGACAUGGGUCUAAAUUCUUAUUAUUACUAUUGGAAUAUGGAUUAUUAUGGAUAUCUUGGAGGAGAUCAGUAUGAUUUGAAGAAGGAUAGACGUGGUGAAUUUUAUAUGUACCAAAUACGUCAAAUUCUCGCUCGAUAUUAUUUAGAACGGUUGUCAGUAGGGCUUGGUGAGAUUCCUGAAAUCAACUUUUGGUCAACAAUAAAUACUGGCUACACUUCAAACUUGAUGUUUUAUAAUGGCGUCAAUUUUCCAACUAGAACAAAUUAUUAUAUGAUGCAUCUUAACAGUGACAACUCUCGAUAUGUUGAUCAUUUAUUUGGACUUGAACGUCGUAUAUUCGAUGCAAUUGAUAGUGGAUACUUUUUGAAACCAAACGGUGAAAAAAUGAUGCUUGACAAACCAGAAAGUAUAGAGUAUUUAGGAAAUCUUAUUCAAAAUAAUAAGGAUACGAUGGGGAACACAUACUUUUACGGAUUGCUUGAAACUUUUGGUCGUAAGCUGCUUAGUGGUUCAUUCGAAAGCAUAGAAUCUUUUACCAGAAUUCCUGGUGUAAUGGAGCUAUUCGAAACAGCAAUGCGUGACCCAAUGUUUUACGUCUUCUAUAAGCGUAUUACAUUCUUCUAUGAAGCAUUUAUCAAUAAAAUGCCACGAUACAAGAAAUCUGAUUUAGUGUUUGACGGAGUCAAAUUCGAAAGCGUCGAAAUGGAUAAGUUGUUAACGUAUUUUGAUAUGUUUACUGCCGAUAUUACAAAUGCUGUUGAUGUUGCUUUGGAUACGCAAGACAAUAUUAAAUCUAAAGUUGAAUUUAAAGCUCAGGUUCCACGAUUGAAUCACGUGCCAUUUAAUGUUCACAUGAAACUUACCUCAAAUAAAGUACAAAAAGCAGUAAUAACGAUGUUUGUUGGACCAAAAUACGAUAGCUUUGGAAAGUAUAUAGAUUUUACGCAAAAUCGAAAUAAUUAUUGGGAAAUCGAUAGGUGGAUUGUUGACUUAAAAAAAGGUGCAAAUGUAAUUGACAGAAAAUCAACAGAAUUUUCUUGGUUUGUUAAAGAUAGAACAACUUAUUAUGAACUUUACAAAGGACUUAUGACAGCAAUAAAUGGAGGCGACAAAUUCCCAUUGGAUAUGUCCGAAGCACACUGCGGAUUUCCAUCUAGAUUAAUGUUACCAAGAGGACGCGUUGGUGGUCUUCCUGUUCAAUUCUUCUUUAUGGUUUAUCCAUAUCAUGCACCAUCUGUAGAACGCUUUACUGGAUUCGACCCGUCAGUCUCGUGUGGCGUUGGCAGUGGUGCUCGCUAUUUAGAUUCAAUGCCAUUCGGAUAUCCAUUUAAUCGACAGUUCGAAUAUCAUUUUAAACUGACAGAAAAUAUGAUUUUGCAUGAGACCUUCAUUCAUCAUAAGGCAAAUGAUGAAAUUAUGGUGCCAUACUAAGUUUUCAAAACAUAUUCAAAAAUAUUACACUUACAUAGAGUUUUGAUAUUUUUUUCACGUUCCAAAUUUUUCCGUAAAGCAAAAUACAAUAAAAAUAAAAAUUUCUGAUUUAA
Chironomus riparius is the source of this 2222-nucleotide messenger RNA. The record is from the annotation of a GenBank genome assembly. Lineage: Eukaryota; Metazoa; Arthropoda; Insecta; Diptera; Chironomidae.